AAGGCCGGAAACAUAGUGCUGAGACACGAUUACGAAUCAAGCAACGAACCAUAGAAGCCUUGAAUGAUCCCAAGGUUAGGGAGAAGAUGUCUGAACAUCCCCGAACUCAUAGUGAGGAAAGCAAGGCAAGAAUUGGGUCCUCAGUGAGGCAUGCUUGGGGCAAGCGUUUGAAAUGGAAACGGUUAGGGGAAAUAUUCUUUCUAUCGUGGAUGGAAAGUAUAGCUGAAGCUGCUAGGAAAGGAGGGAGUGAUCAGGCGGAGCUAGAAUGGGAUAGCUAUGAUAAGAUAAAACAAGAAAUAGCUCUUGAACAGCUUCAGUGGGCUACAGAAAAGGCCAAGGGAAAGGAGAUAGCAAAGGUAAGAGCAGAAAAAGCAAGAGCAGAAAGGAUGGCAAGGAGAAAAGAGCAGAAGAGAGAGAAAAAUCAAGAGAAUUAAAGAGAAAGAAGCAAGAAAAAUCAAAGAAAGAUGAGAAAGUGGCAGACCCCGAAGGGAGGAAACUUAAGCAGAGACUACAAAUGAUCCUCAAAAAGAAAUCCAUAAGUAGUCAAGUCAGUAUUCAAGGAGACAGAGCGCAUGUCCAAGCCCUGGAGAAAUUGAAUAUAGACCUUAUAAAGAGAGAGAAAAUGCAAAGAGAAGUUCCUCUUGCGGAGCAGAUCAAAGCAGCCAAAAGCAGAAGAACAGAACCAAUCUCUGCAAAGAUUCUAGCAGUCUCAUCAUCCUUUCUCUCAUAUAAUACAAGACUAGAAGAGUAAGCUCCAAAAAUGUUUGUUUCUCUAAACAAAAUCAAAGCAUGGUGUAUCAUACAGAAGGUGAUUUCCCAUUUACUAGCUUCUAUUACUCCUAUGGAUGAUAUGUGUUCAUU
This is a messenger RNA of Hibiscus syriacus, 861 nucleotides long. RefSeq lists its product as uncharacterized. The coding region runs from base 87 to 434 and encodes 115 amino acids. NCBI's taxonomy places the organism in Eukaryota, Viridiplantae, Streptophyta, Magnoliopsida, Malvales, Malvaceae. The record is from RefSeq and is a predicted model, not a curated record. The transcript is spliced from 5 exons.